Messenger RNA from Lentinula edodes (shiitake mushroom), 477 nucleotides. Its product is annotated as glycopeptide. The record is from RefSeq and is a predicted model, not a curated record. The coding region runs from base 1 to 477 and encodes 158 amino acids. The transcript has 10 exons. Lineage: Eukaryota; Fungi; Basidiomycota; Agaricomycetes; Agaricales; Omphalotaceae.
AUGUCCUCCUUUUUGAAGCUCACUGCCCUCGUCGCUGCUGCUUUCGUUGUCGGGGCACAAGCGGAGAGUCAUACCGUCACUUUCCAGAAUUCGUGCGGUAAGGGUGUGCCCACUUUGAAGGCAAAUGGAGUAACACUGUCGACUGGGGGAGCCUACACCUCCAAUGGCCCUCUGGAAGCUGCCAUCGCCUACCUUGACGUCGGUUGUGGCGCCAAUGGAGAAGGAUGCACCACAAUUGAGACCACUCUUGUCAACCCCACUUCACCUGGAUCCGGUUCUAGUACUGAUAUUAGUUUGAUCCCUCCCCAUGCUUUCUCGGUCACUAGUGGAUUCGGAUAUUACAAUGGCUGCGAUGGGGCUGGAGCUGAUUGCACUAAUGCCAACUGUCCUACUGCGUUCAAAGUACCUACCGACACCCAGGUCCAAGUCGCUUGCCAAGUUGAUAAUGUUGACCUUGUCAUCACUUUCUGUGAUUAA